Molecule: messenger RNA, 6648 nt
Organism: Cyphellophora attinorum
Lineage: Eukaryota; Fungi; Ascomycota; Eurotiomycetes; Chaetothyriales; Cyphellophoraceae
Product: Acetyl-CoA carboxylase
Exons: 8
Coding region: 1-6648 (2215 amino acids)
Biological process (GO): fatty acid biosynthetic process
Molecular function (GO): metal ion binding; ATP binding; acetyl-CoA carboxylase activity
Source: RefSeq, a predicted model, not a curated record
AUGGCUCCUCCCGCGGUCAACGGUGUCAACGGCACCAAGGCCAAUGGGACACAGUCCUCCUGGCAGUCCCGCCAUAAUCUGCACUCGAAUUCGCCGCACUUCAUUGGCGGCAACCAGCUCGAGAAGGCUCCUCCGAGCAAGGUCAAGGACUUUGUGCAGAACAGCGAUGGUCACUCCGUCAUCACAUCCGUCCUCAUUGCGAACAACGGUAUUGCAGCAGUCAAGGAAAUCAGAUCAGUACGAAAAUGGGCCUACGAGACGUUCGGCGACGAGAAGGCCAUCCAGUUCACUGUGAUGGCCACCCCAGAAGAUUUGGCCGCAAACGCCGACUACAUCCGUAUGGCUGAUCAAUACGUCGAGGUCCCGGGAGGUACCAAUAACAACAACUAUGCCAACGUUGAACUCAUCGUCGAUAUUGCCGAGCGCAUGAACGUACACGCCGUCUGGGCCGGCUGGGGCCACGCUUCCGAGAAUCCCAAGCUCCCCGAGUCCCUCGCAGCUUCGCCGAAGAAGAUCAUAUUUAUCGGACCUCCUGGGUCUGCUAUGCGGUCCCUGGGUGACAAGAUUUCCUCCACAAUCGUCGCACAGCAUGCUCGCGUGCCCUGCAUUCCUUGGUCUGGCGAGGGCGUUGACGAAGUCGAAGUUGACAAGGAUGGCAUUGUCACAGUCAGAGAUGAUAUAUACGACAAGGGCUGCGUCCACUCACCCGAAGAAGGUCUUGCGGCUGCUAAGAAGAUUGGCUUCCCAGUCAUGGUGAAGGCGUCUGAGGGUGGUGGCGGCAAGGGUAUCCGAAAAGUCGAGAACGAGUCCGAGUUCACCUCCCUGUAUAACGCGGCCGCAAGCGAAAUUCCCGGCUCGCCCAUCUUCAUCAUGAAGCUUGCUGGAAAUGCCAGGCAUUUGGAAGUACAGCUUCUGGCCGAUCAGUACGGCAACAACAUCUCCUUGUUCGGUCGAGACUGCUCGGUUCAGCGAAGACAUCAGAAAAUUAUUGAAGAGGCGCCGGUCACAAUCGCGAAGCAGGAUACAUUCCACAACAUGGAAGCUGCUGCUGUGCGGCUCGGUCAGCUGGUCGGCUACGUCUCUGCUGGUACGGUCGAAUACCUGUACUCGCAUUCGGACGACAAGUUCUACUUCCUCGAGCUCAAUCCGCGUCUCCAGGUCGAGCAUCCUACGACUGAGAUGGUCAGCGGUGUCAAUCUGCCAGCUGCUCAGCUACAGGUUGCUAUGGGUAUUCCUCUGCAUCGCAUCCGUGACAUUCGCUUGUUGUACGGAGUCGAUCCUCACACCCAGACCGAAAUCGAUUUCCACUUCACAAAGGAAAGCAGCUUCAAGACCCAGCGUCGGCCGCAGCCCAAGGGCCAUACGACAGCCUGCCGUAUCACUUCUGAGGAUCCUGGUGAGGGCUUCAAGCCAUCCAGCGGUACUAUGCACGACCUCAAUUUCAGGUCAAGCUCCAACGUCUGGGGUUACUUCUCCGUCUCUUCAGCGUCCAGCAUCCACAGCUUCUCGGAUUCUCAAUUUGGUCAUAUUUUCGCGUACGGUGAGAACCGAGCUGCGUCACGGAAACACAUGGUCGUUGCGCUUAAAGAGUUGAACAUUCGAGGUGAUUUCCGAACCACUGUCGAAUAUUUGAUCAAGCUCUUGGAGACUCCCGCCUUUGAGGACAACACUAUCACCACAGCUUGGCUAGAUCAGUUGAUCACGAACAAGCUGACUGCGGAGCGACCAGACCCGAUGCUGGCUGUCUUGGCGGGUGCUGUCACCAAGGCUCACCUUGCUAGCGAAGCUUGUAUCGCGGAGUACCGCAAAGGGCUGGAGAAGGGUCAGGUGCCAUCAAAGGACGUUCUGCGAACCGUCUUUCCUGUCGACUUCAUUUAUGAAGGACACAGGUAUAAGUUCACGGCCACCCGCUCUAGCCUUGACAGCUACCACAUGUUCAUCAACGGAUCCAAGUGCUCAGUGGGUGUUCGUGCUUUGGCUGAUGGGGGUCUCCUCAUGCUUCUGGCUGGAAAAUCGCACUCUCUGUACUGGAAGGAAGAGGCGACAGCCAUUCGCAUCAGCGUGGACAGCAAGACCUGCUUGUUGGAGCAGGAGAACGAUCCAACUCAGCUGCGUACGCCAUCUCCUGGCAAGCUGGUCAAGUUCACCAUCGAGAAUGGCGAGCACAUCAAGGCGGGUCAAGCAUUCGCCGAAGUUGAGGUCAUGAAGAUGUACAUGCCCUUGAUUGCUCAAGAAGAUGGUAUUGUGCAAUUCAUCAAGCAACCAGGAGCUACUCUCGAGGCUGGCGACAUUCUUGGCAUACUCGCCCUGGACGACCCAUCCCGAGUCAAGACGGCUCAAAACUUCACUGGCCAGCUGCCAGAUCUCGGACCUCCUCAGAUUGUCGGCAACAAGCCACCCCAGCGAUUUGCUUUGCUGCACAGCAUCCUACAGAACAUUCUUCUUGGCUUCGAUAACCAGGUUCUCAUGGCUGCGACCUUGAAGGAGAUCAUCAAAGUUCUCCGUGAUCCGGAGCUUCCCUAUGGCGAGUGGCAGGCCCAGUCAUCGGCUCUGCAUUCGCGAACGCCUCAGAAGCUGGACUCACUCAUCGGCCAGAUCGUUGACCGCGCUCACUCGAGAAAGACUGAGUUCCCUGCCAAGCAGCUGCUCAAGACCAUCAACAAGUUCUGCGAGGACAACCUGUCUCGUGCGGAGACUUCUGCUCUCAAGACUACUCUGGCACCUUUGAUCUCGAUUUGCGACAAGUACGCGGAUGGCCUCAAGGUCCACGAAUACUCAGUCUUCACUGGGCUGCUCGAUCAGUACUGGCAAGUUGAGAAGCUCUUCUCAUCAGGUACUCUCCGAGACGAGGACGUCAUCCUGAAGCUUCGUGAAGAGCACAAGGACGAUCCGUUGGCUGUGGUCCACACUGUACUGUCUCACACCAAGGUGCAGUCCAAGAACAACCUCAUUGUGGCUAUCCUUGACCUCUACCGACCAAAUCAGCCAGGUGUCGGUAAUGUGGGCAACGAAGGUUACCAUCAAAGCUCGAGAGGCAUUGGUCCAGGCCGCUCUGCCAUCAUUGGAGGAGCGAUCGUCCAGAUGGAGCACAUCCUCAAAUCAUCCGUCAUCGACUCGAAGUAUGGCGAGAGUGGUUGGGAUCAUCGAGAUCCAGAUCUUGACGUGCUCAGAGAGGUUGUCGAUUCACCACACACUGUCUUCGAUGUGCUACCACUGUUCUUUGCACACCAAGAUCCGUGGGUUGCUUUGGCGGCGUUGGAGACGUACAUCCGCCGCGCCUACCGUGCAUACACCGUCAAAGAAGUUACUCACCACAACGAGGGCGAGACACCCUACUUCUUCUCCUGGGAUUUCGUCCUGAGGAAAGUCGGUCAGUCCGAAUUUGGCUUGCCUCUGGCGUCGUCCUACCCAUCAGCGCCUUCCACGCCAUCUCAGCGCGACAACCCGUUCAAACGAAUCACAUCCGUUAGCGACCUGUCGUAUCUGAAUAAGCUGUCCGCAGAUGAAGAGCCAACUCGCAAGGGUGUCAUUGUCUUCCCCAAGUCAGCCGCUCAAUCGAAGAGCAAGGGUCUCAUGCCAAGCCUUGAAGGUGCACGCAAGCCCCAAAAGCCUGUGGACGAGGAUGAUCUCACUGGUGUUCUCAACGUUGCCAUCAAAGACAUUGAAGAUGCCAGCGAUGACGAGAUCCUCCAGAAAUGCCGACAGCUUGUCGAAGAGGCCAAGUCGGAGCUGGUCGCCCGCAAUGUGCGCCGUAUCACAUUCAUCUGUGGCCACAAGAACGGGAGCUAUCCGGACUACUACACCUUCCGUGGGCCCACUUAUGAAGAAGAUGAGACCAUCCGCCACAAUGAGCCUGCGCUUGCCUUCCAGCUUGAGCUUGGACGUCUCUCGAAGUUCAAGAUCAAGCCCGUUUUUACCGAGAAUCGGAACAUUCACGUGUAUGAGGCCAUCGGCAAGAGCAACGAAAGUGACAAGGCUGUCGACAAGCGCUACUUCACCCGUGCCGUUGUUCGUCCAGGCCGCUUGAAGGAUGAGAUCCCAACUGCUGACCAACUGAUCUCGGAGACCGACCGUCUGGUCAACGACAUUUGUGAUGCACUUGAGAUCAUUGGCAACAACAACUCUGAUCUCAACCAUAUCUUCAUCAACUUCACACCAGUCUUCCCACUCGUACCAAGAGAUGUUGAAGAAGCACUGGCUGGGUUCUUGGAGCGCUUCGGUCGCAGACUCUGGCGCCUUCGCGUCACUCACGCUGAGAUUCGCAUUCUGUGUACAGAUCCCGAAUCGAGCCUGCCUUAUCCUCUCCGUGUCAUCAUUACAAACACAUCCGGCUUUGUCGUUGAUGUCGAGACCUACGUUGAGAAGAAAUCACGGAGUGGCGAAUGGAUCUUCGAGAGCAUUGGCGGUACCAAGAAGAUUGGUUCCAUGCACCUACUGCCAGUCUCAACGCCAUACUCUACGAAGGAGUGGCUGCAGCCGAAGCGUUAUAAGGCUCAUCUUAUGGUACUCAAUAUCUGGUCUGCCGCACUUGCUGGCACGCCUUCGCUGUCAGAGACUCGACCUGAGCUUGGCAACUGCAUUGAGUAUCAGGAACUCGUCCUCGACACAGAAGUUGAUGGACUCAUUGAGGUCGCUCGCCCUCCUGGGCUGAACAACUGCGGUAUGGUCGGCUGGAUCAUCACUGCUAAGACGCCCGAGUAUCCUCGUGGUCGACGGAUCAUUAUUGUCGCAAACGAUAUCACCUACCAAAUUGGUUCAUUCGGCCCUCAGGAGGAUCGCUUUUUCAACAAAUGUACAGAGCUGGCUCGCAAGCUUGGUAUCCCUCGCAUCUACUUGUCGGCCAACUCCGGUGCUCGCAUUGGCAUGGCUGAUGAGCUCAUCCCUCACUUCUCUGUCGCCUGGAAUGAUCCUGGAAACCAGGGGGCUGGCUUCAAGUAUCUCUAUCUCACUCCCGAGAAGCGUGAGGCACUCAGUGAAAAGGAUGUGAUCACCGAGGAGAUUAUUGAUGAUGGUGAGACCCGCCAUCGCAUCACGACCGUCGUCGGUGCUAAGGACGGUCUUGGUGUUGAGUGUCUACGCGGUUCGGGUCUCAUCGCUGGUGCGACUGCGAAGGCUUACGAGGACAUCUUCACCUUGACUCUCGUCACCUGUCGCUCAGUCGGUAUCGGUGCCUACCUGGUUCGGCUUGGUCAGCGUGCCAUCCAGAUCGAGGGCCAGCCAAUCAUCCUCACUGGUGCGCCCGCCAUCAACAAGCUCCUCGGCCGCGAGGUUUAUACCUCAAACUUGCAGCUCGGUGGCACACAGGUCAUGUACAAGAACGGUGUGUCUCACAUGACUGCAGAUGACGACUUUCAGGGUGUGCAAAAAAUCGUUGACUGGCUUUCAUUCAUUCCGGACAAGAAGGGACAACCGGUUCCCAUCAGUCCUUCGGUCGAUGUGUGGGAUCGUGAUAUCUCCUUCUACCCUACAAGCAAGACUUACGACGACUCCUUCCAGGAGGCUCUUGGCGGUUGGGCCCGAACCGUCGUCGUUGGUCGUGCUCGCCUUGGCGGCAUCCCCAUGGGUGUUAUUGCUGUCGAGACUCGAUCUGUUGAGAACGUUUCGCCAGCUGAUGCUGCCAAUCCAGACUCCAUCGAGCAGGUGACCCAAGAAGCCGGUGGCGUCUGGUACCCCAACUCUGCUUUCAAGACCGCACAGGCACUCAAGGACUUCAACUACGGUGAGCAACUGCCUGUGAUGAUCCUCGCCAACUGGCGUGGUUUCUCUGGUGGUCAGCGCGACAUGUACAAUGAGGUCUUGAAGUACGGUUCGUACAUCGUCGACGCUCUCGUGAAGUACGAGCAGCCAGUCUUUGUCUACAUUCCACCUUUUGGAGAACUUCGUGGUGGAUCAUGGGUCGUUGUUGACCCAACCAUCAAUCCCGAAAUGAUGGAAAUGUACGCCGACGAAGAUUCCCGUGGCGGUGUCCUCGAGCCAGAGGGCAUCGUCGGCAUCAAAUACCGCCGCGAGAAGCAGCUCGAAACAAUGGCUCGCCUCGACGAGCAAUACGCAUCCCUCCGUCAACAACUCUCCGCCAAGGGCCUCACUUCCGAGCAGCAGACCGACAUCAAGACCAAGAUGAACGAGCGCGAGAAACUCUUGGGUCCGGUCUACCAACAAAUCGCUCUCCAAUUCGCCGACCUGCACGAUCGUGCGGGCCGCAUGGAAGCUAAAGGCACAAUCCGCAUGCCGCUGAAAUGGCUGAACGCGCGUCGCUUCUUCUACUGGCGUCUGCGCCGCAGAUUGUCUGAGGAAGUCGUCCUCCGCCGCCUCGCCGCCUCUGCUGCUGCGGGUGGCGCACCUGUCCAGCCACAGUCGCCCGCGUCAGUCGCUCAACGCGAGCAACAUCUUGCUAUGUUGCGGACGUGGUCGGGACUGUUAGAUGUGGAGUUUGAUAGGGAUGAUAAGAAGGUUGCCGAGUACUACGAGGCAAACCGGAAGGAGGUGCAUGCCAAGAUUGAUGCGGUCAAGACGGAUGCAGUGAGCAAGAAGGUGGCGGAUCUGUUGAUGAGUAAUAAGGAUGGCGGAUUGAGGGGGGUCAAGGAUGUGUUGAGUCUGGUGCCGACUGGGGAGAGGGAGGGAUUGAUCAAGUAUUUGUUGGGGAACUGA